Messenger RNA from Psammomys obesus (fat sand rat), 2433 nucleotides. RefSeq names its product glutathione-disulfide reductase (gene Gsr). The record is from RefSeq and is a predicted model, not a curated record. Gene Ontology annotation, cellular component: mitochondrion; cytosol. Gene Ontology annotation, biological process: cell redox homeostasis; cellular response to oxidative stress; glutathione metabolic process. Gene Ontology annotation, molecular function: NADP binding; flavin adenine dinucleotide binding; glutathione-disulfide reductase (NADPH) activity. Bases 33 to 1538 code for a protein of 501 amino acids. NCBI's taxonomy places the organism in Eukaryota, Metazoa, Chordata, Mammalia, Rodentia, Muridae. The transcript has 13 exons.
CCGCGCCCCGCUCCCCGCGCGCACUUCCGCGCAUGGCGCUGCUGCCGCGGGCGCUGAGCGUGGCCGCGGCCCCGAGCCUGCGGCGAGCGGCGCGCGCGCUCACCUGCGCCAUGGCGAGUCCGCACGAGCCGCAGCCCCCGGCCGCCGCCGCCGCCGCUUCCUUCGACUACCUGGUGAUCGGCGGCGGCUCGGGCGGCCUGGCCAGCGCGCGGCGGGCGGCGGAGCUCGGCGCCAGGGCCGCCGUGGUGGAGAGUCACAAGCUGGGUGGCACUUGCGUGAAUGUUGGAUGUGUACCCAAAAAGGUCAUGUGGAACACGGCUGUCCACUCGGAAUUCAUGCAUGAUCAUGUGGAUUACGGCUUCCAGAGUUGUGAGAGUAAAUUCAAUUGGCAUGUCAUCAAGGAGAAGCGGGAUGCUUACGUGAGCCGCCUGAACACCAUCUAUCAAAACAAUUUAACCAAGUCCAACAUAGAGAUCAUCCGUGGCUAUGCAACAUUUGCAGAUGGCCCUCGGCCCACAGUGGAAGUCAAUGGGAAAAAGUACACCGCUCCUCACAUCCUGAUUGCCACAGGCGGUGUGCCCACAGUUCCUCAUGAGAGCCAGAUCCCAGGGGCCAGCCUGGGAAUAACCAGUGAUGGGUUUUUUCAGCUGGAAGACCUGCCUAGCCGCAGCGUCAUUGUGGGUGCUGGUUACAUUGCCGUGGAGAUAGCUGGCAUCCUAUCCGCUCUGGGCUCCCAGACAUCUCUUAUGAUAAGGCAUGAUAAGGUACUGAGAAGCUUUGACUCCCUCAUCAGUUCCAACUGUACUGAGGAGCUGGAGAAUGCUGGCGUGGAGGUGCUCAAGUUCUCACAGGUUAAGGAAGUAAAAAAGACAUCAUCCGGCUUGGAACUCUUUGUGGUUACUGCGGUUCCUGGCAGAAAACCCACCACCACCGUGAUUUCAGAUGUUGACUGCCUGCUCUGGGCCAUUGGGCGGGACCCGAACUCUAAGGGCCUGAAUCUGCAUAAAGUGGGGAUUCAAACUGAUGAGAAAGGCCACAUCAUCGUCGAUGAGUUCCAGAAUACCAGUGUCCGAGGCGUCUACGCUGUGGGCGACGUCUGUGGAAAAGCACUUCUCACCCCAGUUGCAAUAGCUGCAGGCCGGAAACUUGCCCAUAGACUCUUUGAACACAAAGAAAACUCCAAAUUAGACUACGACAACAUCCCUACCGUGGUCUUCAGCCACCCCCCUAUUGGGACAGUGGGCCUCACCGAGGAUGAAGCUGUUCAUAAGUAUGGAAAGGACAAUGUGAAAAUCUACUCAACUGCCUUCACCCCAAUGUAUCAUGCUGUGACCACAAGGAAGACAAGAUGUGUGAUGAAAAUGGUUUGUGCCAACAAAGAGGAAAAGGUGGUUGGAAUCCACAUGCAGGGCAUUGGCUGUGACGAGAUGCUGCAGGGCUUUGCUGUAGCAGUGAAAAUGGGGGCCACCAAGGCCGACUUCGACAACACGGUUGCCAUUCACCCUACCUCUUCAGAAGAGCUGGUCACACUCCGCUGAGCCCAGGGACUUGUACGGCUAGCGGUCGGACCAGGAGGCCUCUGAGAGGAACCACGCCGUCGAGUUUACUUCCUGCUCCAGCUUCGUAUUUUCUUCAUUUUAAUCAAGACCUCCUGACAGUGUAAAUUUUUAGCUCAAAAGAAAAAACCUUAUUUAUCUAAUCAACAAUUUGUUUUGUUAAUCUGGGGUUGGAUUUCAUUUGAUUAUAUUUACAGUAAUUAAUAUUUUGUCUUUUUCAAUUAACAUCCCCGUGUUAGCUGUAUUUUUCUUGCUUCAGCCUCAUUCCAGGUAUAAAUGUAUAUCAAAGUACACUGAAGUUAAUGCACCUGAUGAGUGAAUAUAGCUGGCUCUUUUUUUUUUGGACAGUGUCUCUCUAUGCAGCCUACCAUGGCCUCAGACUCAAAACCCUCCAGCUAUAGCGUCCUGAGUGCUGGAACUAUAGACUUGCAUGGCCACUCCUGGCCUAGCUUGUUAGUUUUAUAUGGUGGUUCGUCUCCAGUGUACAGAAUAUAUGUGUGUUUCUGAGUCUGGUAUUUUUGUUCUGUAUUGAGAGGCUGCCCUGAGGAUGUAACCUCUCUAUUUCCAUUUUAUUCUUUUCUCUGUCUUAAAUGAUUGGAAAUGGUUCCUGUUAUUUUCAUGAAGUGAAAAUUAACAUUAGUAGAGCAUUAACAUUAACAUUAGUAGAGCUGAGGCUGGUAGGGUAAGUGAGAAACCUCCUAGAGAUGAUUGCUUUCAGGAGGGGCGGGCUGGGCCUCCUCAGGAGUACUUUCUUUUGCGCAUUCACAGUUCAGUCAGUCAUUUCAGUAUUUCUGUUUCUGUCUUUUUUUUUUUUUUUAAUGAGAACUAUUCCAAAAAUCUGAAAUUCACUCCAUUGCCUUAUAAAUUUUAUUAUGAA